Molecule: messenger RNA, 2577 nt
Organism: Daldinia loculata
Lineage: Eukaryota; Fungi; Ascomycota; Sordariomycetes; Xylariales; Hypoxylaceae
Exons: 4
Coding region: 1-2577 (858 amino acids)
Source: RefSeq, a predicted model, not a curated record
AUGAACCAGCCCGCCACCACUACCCUAGAUCCCGUAGCAUUCCCUACCAACGGUAACACAGGUAGCUACUCGAGGUCCAACUCUGGUGGCUACUUUCCGUAUCACCAGCCACAAAGACCUCAAGUACAUGACGAAACUCUGUCCAACACGCUAGCCAAUUCUCAUAUUACACCACCCCAGAACGAUAACUACCAAACUGCCAAUCGUCAGACCAAGUUUACCGAGGAGUGGGAUGCGAGUGUGAGAGGUGACUCGGUCGUCGACGGUCCAACAUCCCAGCAGAAUAAUUACCAGCAUUCCACCAUGCAACGCUCGAACUCGAUAUCCUCACGACCCGAAAUCCUUAAUACCGGCGAUGGCGCAAGCACUCACGCCAUAUCCCUAUCGAGGGGAAAUACCCUAAAGAAGAAGAACUCUCUUCGUAGGAGUGGUAGUCUCAAGCGCAGCAGCAGUCGCAGGAGCAUGAAGGCCGGCAGCGUGAGGAGUCUCGCUUUACAAAGUUCUCACGAUUCAGACGAGGUCCACAGCGCAUUCUAUUGCCCUGUACCGACUUCGGGUAGCCCGACAGAAAUACUGGCCGAGAGAUUUCAGUCUUGGAGGAAGAUUCUCAAGGAUCUCAUCGCAUAUUUUAGGGAAAUACAAUCGCACUACGAGCAUCGAUCUAAGUCGCUUCUUAAGCUUGCUAAUGUUCUUAACAAUACGUCAACGCCGCCCGGCUUCCUCUCGUCCGGUGGGCUGGAUGAUGCGCUCCAGAUCUUGAGAGACCAUCACAAAAACAUGAUUAUAGAGGCCAACAAAGCCAAGGAGAUUGAACAAGAUGUCAUUCUAGCGCUAACCGGUCUAAGAAGCGAUCUUAAUCAGAAGAUAAAGGAGAUAAGGGGCCUAUCCAGCGACUUUAAGAAUUCGGUCGAGAAGGAAAUGGACAGUACCAGAAGGGCUGUCAACGCGUUGCAAGAAGUCCUAGGACAGAGCGAGUUAGAUUCCUCUACGACUACGGGAAAGCAAGAUCCAUAUCUCUUGAGACUUGCGGUAGAUCGCCAGCUUGAAAGGCAGCUCGACGAAGAGAACUAUUUGCACAAGGCAUACUUGAACCUCGAGUCGUCAGGUAGAGAGCUUGAAUCGAUUGUCGUUGGUGAGAUUCAGAAAUCGUACAACGCGUACGUAGGUAUUAUCAAGCGGGAAGCAGACGCGGCGUACAACGCCAUCGACGAACUCCGCGCCGGCCCCAUUACGAUGCCUAAGGACUACGAGUGGAUCACCUUCAUUCAGAGAGACUCGCAGUUCGUCGAUCCCGACGUGCCCCUAAGAUCGGCCGAGCAUAUCCAUUACCCAGGUCGAGAUCAUUUCGCUUGUCAAGAGAUCCGUGCAGGUCUUCUUGAGCGCAAGAGCAAAUACUUGAAGAGUUAUACGGCCGGAUGGUACGUAUUAUCGCCAACUCAUCUGCACGAAUUCAAAUCUGCAGACAAGACUCAAGCGCCUGUCAUGUCUCUGUAUCUUCCCGAGCAGAAGCUGGGUUCUCACUCCACAGAAGGUGGUUCUUCCAACAAGUUCAUCCUCAAGGGGCGACAGACUGGGGCUAUGCACCGCGGUCAUACUUGGGUCUUCCGUGCCGAAAGCCACGAUACUAUGAUGGCUUGGUAUGAGGAUAUCAAAGCUCUUACGGAGAAGUCUCCCGAGGAGCUUAGCAACUUUGUUCGGGGCCACUCUCGCGCGUAUUCGCGGGCUUCGCAGCGUACUACGAGUUCAGAUGGUAUAGUAGACGAUGAGGACGACGAGCCGUUUUCGGUCGACCCCGCCGUCGCGAGCACAGGUUCUCGACAGGACUCUAUGCAAAACAGGCCUGAGCCAGGAGGUCGGUUCCCAUCCGACAUACAAGUCAACGCACAGAGGGGCUUACAAGUACCGCGCUCUCCCAGUAGUGUCGGCUCAGGGCUUGUAGGGAACGAAUACGCACUUAGCGGCGCCAACGGGGACAUCAACCAAGAUCGAGUCGUAAUCGCAGCCGCGGGCGCAUUACCUGGAAGCGGCAUGGGCGAGCUUUAUCCUAUGAAUCGGGCAUCGCAGAUAGUUGGCCAGUCCUACGGGAAUACUCCAAGCGUGAGAUUGGAUCAGGCGCACAGCCAAGCAGUAGUUAUUGACAAUGAGGCGCGAGCAGAUGGCAUAAAUCCUUAUAACGGAGAACCUAUCCAGCAGCAGCAGCAGCAGCAGCAGCAGAGAGGACUGCCCAGCCGGCCCGCCAUCAUCUCCGGCCCGACGUCUAAUAGCACGUCGCAGAGCCUAGAGACUACUAUCAGCCAAGACUCGGGGAAACCCGGCGCAUACGAAAUAGCUACCGACGUGCAGCAGAAAUAUACGCCGAGCGCGGAGGCGGCUUAUAGCAUACCAAGCAAGGAGCAGCCGCAGAUCGUCGGCGCAGGGAACGGGUUCGUGAAGCCGUUGCCAAAUCCGGCUACAGGUAUGCCGUUUUCGGGGCAGAAUGGACAGCCGAGGCCGUACGGUGAUGGGACGAGCAGUAACCCUCAUAUCCCUGGUGAGUACCCGCGGGGCACACCGGGGAGUACGCCAGGUGCUUAUUAG